AUGGCCGCUGACGGUUGCCACAUCAUCUCGAUCGCCAACUCGAAGGGCGGCGUCGGCAAAUCGACCCUGGCCACCAACCUGGCGGUAGAAGGCGCCGCCGCCGGCCUCGAGGUUCUGCUGGUCGACACCGACCCGCAGGCCUCGAGCACCCUGUUCUCGGCCACCCGCGAUCCACAGCGCCCGCCCUUCGCCAGCGUGCAGAUGACCAAGCCGGUGCUGCACCGCGAACUGCCCAAGCUCAGCGAGCCCUACGAUCUGGUGAUCGUCGACACCAUGGGCCGCGAAGGCGCCACCUUCCGCUCAGCGCUCGCCGCUGCCGACAGCAUCCUGGUACCGAUCACCCCCAGCGCCUACGACAUCUGGGCCAGCGAAGACGUCUUCACCGUCAUCGAAGAAGUCACCGCCACCCGCGAGAAUCUCCAGACCCGAGUCCUGCUCAACAUGGUCAUCCCCCGCACGGUCAUCGCCCGCGAAGCGCUCGACGCCAUCGACGACCUGCUCGCCGACCAGCCAGCCAUUCUGCUCGACAGCCGCCUCCACGCCCGUGUCGCCUGGAAAAUGGCCGCCGUCAAAGGCCUCUCGGUGCGCGAGCACGAACCCCGCGGCGCCGCCGCGAAGGAGCUGGCAGCGCUUUGCGGCGAGCUCGGGCUAUGGGCAGCUGGCUGA
Nerophis lumbriciformis (worm pipefish) is the source of this 666-nucleotide messenger RNA. The record is from RefSeq and is a predicted model, not a curated record. Lineage: Eukaryota; Metazoa; Chordata; Actinopteri; Syngnathiformes; Syngnathidae.